AUGGCGGCGGGCUUCAUGUUCUUGUUGGCCAUCAUGGGCAUGAUGUUGGGGCAUGAACCCGUUGUUGGUGAAACCACAGGAGAUUCAGGUGGCGAGAAUCGGCGCAUGACCUUAAGGGCGAGUAAAACGAAUGUGGUUGAAUUCCCUGAGCCGUGCAGCAGUCGCAAGAGAGACGGACAGAUAACGACCACCUGGCAUUCCAGGGUAGCCAUCAUCUGGCGGGCAAGCAACGUUAGCAAAAAUUCGCGUACCUUUCCUGAGAAAGACGAGGCGCGUCUGGACCCGACAGAGCAGACCAAGCCAAUGCUGUCGGAAGUGUUUGGCGUAAUGCUUCACUUUUACCAUCGGACGAUGCGCUGA
Messenger RNA from Podospora pseudocomata, 360 nucleotides. RefSeq lists its product as uncharacterized. The record is from RefSeq and is a predicted model, not a curated record. The transcript is spliced from 4 exons. Bases 1 to 360 code for a protein of 119 amino acids. NCBI's taxonomy places the organism in Eukaryota, Fungi, Ascomycota, Sordariomycetes, Sordariales, Podosporaceae.